Aspergillus chevalieri is the source of this 1047-nucleotide messenger RNA. RefSeq lists its product as uncharacterized. NCBI's taxonomy places the organism in Eukaryota, Fungi, Ascomycota, Eurotiomycetes, Eurotiales, Aspergillaceae. The coding region runs from base 1 to 1047 and encodes 348 amino acids. The transcript has 2 exons. The record is from RefSeq and is a predicted model, not a curated record.
AUGCCUCACAAGCACAAGAGACGCCAAAAUGACAAGGACCUCUACGACCUCCCCCCGUCACUAGUCGCAAAACCUCUCCCAGCGCGAGACCCCAACGCCAAAUCCAAAGCCACCGGGAGGAAGAAGAAGGAGGAACAAGAAAAUCUAAAACGGAAAUAUGAAACCAAGCAGAAGGCCGGACAAGAUGAUACCCCGCGAGCAUUCCGUCAGUUGAUGCAGCUCCAAGAACGCGCGAAGCAAAAGCAACAACCGGCCACCAAGACGGACGGCGCAGAAGGCGGCAAGAAGAAGAGAAAGAGAGGUAUAGAGGAUAGACAAGAUGAAUCGACACCGAAGAAGAACGCUGGUGCAGCUGGUGCAGCUACGGAUGCCAUCGCCAGCGCAACCGCCGCAAAGUCUGAAUCCCAAACCGGUCCGAAAAUCCUCCCUGGUGAGAAAUUGUCCGACUUCUCCGCACGAGUUGAUCGCGAGAUGCCAUUAUCCGAAAUGAAGCGAUCCACCAAAGCAACCCCGGGCGACCUCCCCAAGAUCCGCGAACAGCGUCUCACCAAACACGACAAGCGUCUGCGCCGGCUGCAGGCACAAUGGCGCGAGGACGACGUGAAGAUCCGCGAGCGUGAACAGGCUGAGCGCGAGGAACGGGAGGCGGAAAUGGAGGAGCAGCUUGAAUUGUGGAAGCAAUGGGAGACGGAGGCUGGAAAGGCAAAGGCGAAGAAGAAGGCUGAGGCGCAGAAGAAAAAGAAGAAGAAUAAGGGGAAUGCUGCUGCUGCUGAUGAUUCGGACGACGACUAUGAUGGCGCAGAUCCCUGGGCUAAAUUGAAUAAUCCGGAGCGCAUUAAUAGGCAGAUGAAUCCUCAGGAUGUCGCGCAGGCACCGCCGCAGUUGACGAAACCUAGAGAGAUCUUCAAGGUCCGUGGCGGUGCCAAGGUCAAUGUUGCAAACGUACCGACUGCUAUGGGAAGUUUAAGGCGGAGAGAAGAACUGGCCGAUGAGAGAAAGAAUAUCGUGGAGCAGUACAGACGACUUAUGGCCGAGAAACGACAAUAG